Psilocybe cubensis is the source of this 1257-nucleotide messenger RNA. RefSeq lists its product as uncharacterized. NCBI's taxonomy places the organism in Eukaryota, Fungi, Basidiomycota, Agaricomycetes, Agaricales, Agrocybaceae. The transcript is spliced from 3 exons. Bases 1 to 1257 code for a protein of 418 amino acids. The record is from RefSeq and is a predicted model, not a curated record.
AUGUUCACUCCUCCUCCCUCCCCUCGGCCAUAUACUUCGAGAGAGCCCCCUGCACCAGUUCCAGUGCUCCCUCUCGAAAAGCCAAUGGAAAUUACGGAAUCACCUCUGCCCCACCAUUCCUCCUUCCCCACGCAUGAAGGUAAACGAAGGACGGGACGCCGGUACCGAUGGGCGGUCCUCGUUGCGCCUAUGCUGCUCGUGCUAUUGACAGCCUACAGGGGUUACGUCUCGUCGGCAACCGUCUCGACGAGCACACUACGAUCUCUGUCAUGGCGUGGUCUCGUCGCGGAGGGAUCAACAUCGUGGAGCUCACACCUCAAGAGAUCACCUGAACCGGAACCCCAAGCCCCUUCUCCAGUUUCUCAAUCCUCCUCCUCCUCCUCUUCUUCUUCAUCCUCAAGCUCGUCGUCAUCUGCUUCGAGCUCCGCAACAUCUACCGCUUCCCAAACCAUACCCACUAUACCCUCCUCGCCUCCCGUCCUUCCUACCCCGUUCCCCCAGCCGUUCGAUGACAACAUUGCUUCCAACUUUACGAGCACCACAUGUGCCACAUUCUUCGCCAACAUGACCAGUGCGACACCUUUCAGAUCCUGUCGCCCAUUCUCGCUGCUCCUCACAUCAAAUGCAUUUAUCAUUGCCCAAACCAAUUUGACUCUGAUGAACUCGCUGAUAUGGGGGACGUGUAACACAAAUACAGGAUUUGACCAGUGCAAAGCCAACAUGGGAUGGUUUGCAUCGGCAUUGAAAACAGCAUGUUCCCAGGAGCUAUCCAGCAAGAACGCAAUGGCUACAACAACGCUCAUGGGCCUCAACUCGUACUCUGUCAUGCACGAUGUCGCCUGUCUCCCUGACCCAACAUCCAAUACCUAUUGCUACAUCAACGCUGUACGCAACAGCAACCCUGCUGACCUAUACUACUACAACCUGCCUUCUGGACUCACGAUACCAAAAAACGCACAACCGACAUGCUCGUCCUGUUCCAAGAGUAUCAUGGGCAAGUACCAAAGCGCGCUGGCAGACCCGGUUUUAGGCCCAGGUCUGACAGGCUUAAAAACGGCGUACCCCCCGAGUGCACAAUUGAGCGCUCAGCUAUGCGGCGCGGCGUUCCUGCCGGCUGCUGCGAAUGUGUCGAGUGCGGCGGUGGCAGCGGUGCUGAGAGGACCGUCGUGGGCAUUGAUAGGUGGCCUUGGCGUUCUGGUGUGGAUGUUGUCCGGUUCGAAUGGUUUGAACCUGCUGUUGCCGCUAUCGUGGUCUUGA